GCCGGCAGGAGGACGGAGACGCCCUGCAGCAGCUCAAGAGCUUGGAGCGGGGCCUGGAGCAGGAGGUGGCGGCCCGCACCAGCCGCGAGGCGGCGCUUAAGGAUGAGGUGGAGCGCCGGCUCGCCGACAUCAAGACCUACACUGAUGACGGCUUCGGUGAUGUCAGGAAGAUGACCGAGGCGGAGCACAGUCAGACCCGCACGAGGUUCAAGGAGCUGACCGACGCGCUGAACCUGUUGGAGUCCUCCCGUGAGCAGGACCAGGCUCAGAUGGAUCAGCUGCUGGAGAAACAGAAGGACGCUCGGCGCAAACUGGACAGGGAGAUGGACGACCGCGUGGACGACAUCGGCGACAGGCUGCGGAUCGCCAUGGCGUCGCUGCAGGCGGCGCACGAGUGA
Molecule: messenger RNA, 398 nt
Organism: Pollicipes pollicipes
Lineage: Eukaryota; Metazoa; Arthropoda; Thecostraca; Pollicipedomorpha; Pollicipedidae
Source: RefSeq, a predicted model, not a curated record